Messenger RNA from Salarias fasciatus (jewelled blenny), 4347 nucleotides. RefSeq names its product alpha-1-macroglobulin-like. NCBI's taxonomy places the organism in Eukaryota, Metazoa, Chordata, Actinopteri, Blenniiformes, Blenniidae. The transcript has 35 exons. The record is from RefSeq and is a predicted model, not a curated record. Gene Ontology annotation, molecular function: endopeptidase inhibitor activity. Gene Ontology annotation, cellular component: extracellular region. The coding region runs from base 4 to 4347 and encodes 1447 amino acids.
ACCAUGAAGAGUCUUGGGAUGCAGAUGUGGACGUGGACACUGAGUGUCCUCUUGAGUGGGAUAUGUGUGAGUCAGGCCGCUCCUGGACCGCACUACUUGGUGCCCAUCCCUGCGGUCCUGGAAGCCGGAGCUGAGACCACAUUCUGUGCGAGUGUCAUGGAGCCCAACGAGACUUUGACCAUCACUGUAACUCUGGUGUCUGCAGAGGAGAACAUCACUCUGCUCACACACACAUCUGACAAAGACUUUCACGUCUGCAGGCAGUUCCAGGUUCCUCAGAAACAAAAGGAGGUGCAGAACUUCACAGUGGAAGUGCGAGGCAAUGCGUUUUAUUCAAAAGAAGUUAGAAAAGUGUUGAUCAAAUCCUACAAACCCUUCACCUUCAUCCAAACAGAUAGACCGGUCUUUUUACCUGGACAACCAGUGAAAUUCAGAGUUGUCAGUCUCGACUCCAAACUGAGACCUGCCAGUCGAACAUACGACAUCAUUGAGAUCGAGGAUCCCAACAAAAACAGGAUCGGCCAGUGGCUGAAUGAAACAUCAGAGAGAGUAAUCCUGCAACGCUCCUAUAUUCUCAACCCAGAGGCCCGAGAGGGAGAAUACCGGAUCACUGUGAGAGCAGGGGAAGAAAAAAUAUUUCAUAGCUUCAAGGUGGAGAAGUACGUUUUGCCUAAAUUUGACAUAACUUUGGACGUUCAAGAUGAAAUAAGUGUGGCGCAGGAGGAACUAAAAGUUAAAGUUUGCUCAAAGUACACAUUUGGGCAGCCUGUGCCAGGAGAGGUGACACUGAAGGCUCGCCGACUUCUGAAUCAUUAUUUCCCCAUUGAACUUCAAGAUGAUUUUCAGCUUGUUCCUCCAACCUACAUAGAGAAAAACCAGACAGACCAAAAUGGUUGUGCCACAUUCACCCUCGCAUUGUCAACAUUUGACAAACUCGACCUGAAAGCCGUGCAGGAUGUGCUGGAUGUCAGUGCCACAGUAGAAGAGCAGGGCACAGGUGUCUCAAGCCGCCAAGAAAAGAAAAUAACCAUUUCAUAUGUCGUUGGAACGCUGUCUAUCGUCAACACAACAAAAAUUUAUAACAAAGGAACUGAUGUGGAGGGAAUUGUCAAAGCAGUGGACUACAGUGGUAAACCCAUUCCCGAUCUGCAAGUUUACCUAUUUGAAGGAGGGCAGUGGUCUUCAACCAGACUGCAGAAUCUCACCACAGACAGUGAAGGACUGGCCAACUUCUCAAUCAGCACUGACAACUUCAUUGGGGACGUUCACCUUCAAGUGAGCAAUACGCCAACACUGGAGUUCAGAGGAUACAGACUGCCUUACUAUGACAGCACAGGCUACACGCUGAAGCAGUACAAGGAAAUCGAUGAGGACACCAUAACUGUCAGCUCCCUGAAGCUGCAGACGAGAGAUGAAACCCUCUCCUGCGGCAAAGAAGAAGAGCUCCAGAUUGCUUACACUGUGGUGGGAGAGCCUCAGGGUUCUGUGGAUUUCUUGAUUCUGAUCUUAGCUCGGGGAGCCAUCCUCACCCAGGGAUUUCAAAAGUUUGAAGUGCAAGAUAAACAAGUGAAUCAAGGCACAUUGUCUUUUAAGCUGGAGGUGUCUCCAGACAUGGCACCUGAAAUCCAGGUUGUGGUUUAUGCCGUCCUCCCCAGUGAGAAUGUGAUUGCCGACAGCGCCGACUUCAACAUUGAGAAAUGCUUUGGUAACAAGGUGUCGCUGGAGUUUGCACCAACAACAAGUGUCCCAAGAGAGGAGGUCGACAUUCAGGUGACGGCCCAGCCAGAUUCUCUGUGUGGUGUGAGUGCUGUGGACCAGAGCGUUCUCAUCAAGGAGCCAGGGAAGACUCUGGAGGCUGAACAGAUAUAUGACUUGCUGCCUGUCAAGAAAAAAAACUCCAUACCAGACGAGGUUGUCGAUGCCACAGAAUGCUUACCCGUGAGACCAAAAAGAAGCAUCGCGCCUGAUCCUCUUGAGUCUCCAGAUGAUGCCUUUUCAGUUUUCUCGGACGUUGGAUUGAAGAUGGCCACAAACCUAUUGAUCAAAGUCCCUUCAUGUCUCAAGUACAAAGGACGAGAAUACCAACAUGGUGACCUUUUUUAUGUGCUGCGCUUUAAGGAGCCACAAGUGGAGCGUGUAUACUCUCAAUCCAGUCCCAUUGUUGAAAUCAGUGAUAUAGCUGAUGAUUCUGAUGAAUAUGAAGUUAUAGAGACGGUUCGCACCUUCUUCCCGGAGACUUGGAUCUGGGACCUGGUGGAAGUCGGAGACUCUGGAAGGAAGGACGUCGCCUUCAAAGUGCCCGACACCAUCACCACCUGGGAGACGGAGGCUUUCUGUUUGUCCCCUCGGGGUUUCGGUCUGGCUCCUCGUCAGAAGUUCACCGUCUUCCAGCCGUUCUUCCUGGAGCUCACCUUGCCCUACUCCAUCAUCCGAGGAGAGAGCUUUCAGCUGACAGCGUCCGUCUUCAACUACCAGUCCGACUGCUUGAUGAUUGCAGUGAAGCCCACAAUCUCAACAAAUUACAUCCUUGAAUCGGCUACAGAAGAUCAGAACAUUUUCUGUUUGUGUGGAAAAGAGCGCAGGACCGUCACCUGGACCGUGACCGUCCUCAACCUGGGGGUCGCGAAUGUGACUGUGUCUGCCGAGGCCGUGGAGUCCCACGUCCUUUGUAACAACGAGGUGGUCGAAGUACCAAAACUUGGUCGUAUUGAUACUGUCAUCAAACCUGUCAUUGUCAAGGCUGAAGGAAUUGAGAAAACAGACCCCUACAGCUGGCUUAUGUGUCCCAAUGGGUUCGUUUUGUCAGAGGAAGUAGACAUCAGCCUUCCUGCAGACGUGAUUGACGGCUCUGCCCGUGCUUCAGUGUCAGUCCUGGGCGACAUCCUGGGCCGGGCCCUUCAGAACCUGGACGGACUGCUGCGGUUGCCACGCGGCUGUGGGGAGCAGAACAUUGCUCUGCUGGCCCCGGACAUCUACCUCCUGGAGUAUCUGAAUAGCACACAGCAGCUCACCCCAGCCAUCAGCGACAAGGCGACUGGCUUCCUGACCAGCGGCUACCAGAGACAGCUCAACUACAAAGAUAAAGAUGGCGGCUACAGCACAUUUGGUUCGGGAGCUGCGAACACUUGGCUGACGGCCUUUGUGCUGAGAUCUUUUUCCAGAGCUCAAUCUUUCAUUUACAUUGAUCCAGCAGUUAUUGAUGAAUCCAAGACAUGGCUGAAAAACAACCAACUUGAAAGUGGCUGCUUUGAAAAGUCUGGACGACUCUUUAACAACAGAAUGAAGGGAGGUGUGUCUGAUGAGGUGACUCUCACUGCCUACGUCACUGCUGCCUUCCUGGAGUCAGGCGUCAAGCCAGGCAAUCGAGUGGUAAAGAGAAGCCUGCGGUGCCUCAAAGAGUCCUUUAGUGAACUGAACAACACCUACACCGCAGCUCUGACCGCCUACGCCUUCAGCCUGGCAGGAGAUGUGGAGACCCGUGACCGCCUCCUGCAGCACCUCGACUCAGUUGCAAUUAGAGAAGGAGGUUUCCUGCACUGGUCCAGGAAAGCUACAGACGAAUCAGAAUCUCUGUCUGUGGAGAUCAGCUCCUACGUGCUCUUGGCCAAACUCAGUGCCUCUCCAAGUGCCGAGGACCUGGGUUACGCCUCCAGCAUCGUCAGGUGGCUGGCGAGGCAGCAAAACGCCUUUGGAGGUUUCUCUUCCACACAGGACACAGUGGUGGCUCUCCAGGCUCUGGCUCUCUACUCCACUCUGGUGUUCAGUCCUGGGGGUUCCAGCACCGUGAAGGUUCAGGGUCCCAGCAGCGCUCUGUUGUUUGAGGUGAACCCAGACAACGCGCUGCUCUACCAGCAGAGCGCGCUGCAGGACGUGACGGGGAAGUUCAGCCUGGAGGUGAACGGCUCCGCAUGUGUUUCAAUCCAGAUUGCUGUUGACUACAACGUCCCCAUUCCCGUUCCGAUCUCCACUCUCAGUGUGAAGGUCAAAACAGAAGUUGAUGACGGCAAUCCCCGCAGACCUAAACUCAAGCUGAAGCUGCAAUUGCUUUACAGUGGAAAGGAGAGCAAUACCAACAUGGUGAUCCUGGAUAUCAAAGUGCUCUCUGGAUUUGUCCCGGAUGAACAGUCUCUGAAGAGGCUCCGGGGGACUUUGCUGGUGGACCGUGUUGACCGACAGGACGACCACGUCCAGGUGUACCUGCGGGAGUUAUCCAAAGACGCAUCCUUAAAUCUCAACUUAGACAUUGUCCAGGAAGUUCAAGUGCAGAACCUGAAGCCCGCUGUGAUCCAGCUCUAUGACUACUACCAGCCAAGUAAUCGAGCUGAGGUAGAAUACACCUUGCCGUGA